AUCAAGUUGAAAAGUUAAGCAGACUGUCAUUGUCAAGAAUGAAUAUUACUAAAAUGUUUGAAUUCACAAAUAUUGACUAUCUUGAGCAAGAAAAUGAUGAUCUAAUCGAUAACUGGCCCGAUUCCGAUCACAUUCAUGUCAACUACGGAUACAUCAGUUCCUUUCUUAGAAUUAUUCUUGUGUUGUUAUGUAGACUUGGAUUCGUCUUAGUGCAGUUAGGAACUAUACCUGUUGAAAAUGUUUAUAGAAUAAUCUUCUACAACAUCUUUGACAUUGGAAAUACCGUUUUAUCUUAUUUGCUGCUCGGAUACAUGAUUUCGUUUGGAAAAUCAAGUUUUAAUGGCUGGGUUGGAUAUUCAAGCGAUUUUUCCUAUAAUCUUGACAUGGCCAUAUUUGGGCUGUGUGCAAGUUUAAUAGGAACAGGACAGAUAUCAACUUUUUUAGCAGGACGAAUUCAUCUUGUGUGCUCUAUGUUCACAACAUUUGCCUACACCGCAUGCUUCCAACCGUUCUUAAUGCACUGGAUAUGGAACCAACAAGGCUGGAUGAAGAAAGCGAUAUUCUUAGACACUGAAGUGUCGGUACAAGAUUUUGGAGGAAAUUUGGUUGUCCAUUUGUCAAGCAGUGUCAUAGGAGCUAUAGGAUCCAUAUUCCUGGGAAGAAGACUUAUAAAAGUAAAAGAUGUAGACGAACAUUCACUAUCGAGAGAACAUUCAGGAAACACGCUAACCGGGCAAAUAUUCAUACUGCUUGGAUAUAUUGCCUUUACCCUGCCAUCGCCAGAUUUUGAAGACAAUCGAGAGCCCAAAAAUUAUAUUGCUAACAUUAUGUUGAACAAUGUGGUUGCUUUUGCAACAGGCAUACUGAUAGUGAGUUUUCUACACCUGAUGAUAUUUCGAAAAAUAUAUAACUAUUGGACCAUUGUCAGAUGCUUCCAAGGUGGUUUAGCCGGAACAAUUGCUGUAGCAGCUGCAGUUGAACUAUAUUCUCAUCUCGAGAGCAUAGUUGUAGCUGCAGUAGUAUCUGUACUGUUUUUCUUCGUUUCUAUCCUUAUUCACAACAGCGCCUUAGAAGAUAACUCCAAUCUAAUAGCAUCUCACCUAAUUGGUUCGUUCUUAGCUAGCUUCAUGUGUCCUAUAGUUGCACAUAGAGCUAAUUUAGACUCGAAUAAGAAAAUUCAUAUAUUCUGGCAAUUUAUUUGUAUUUUGGUGGUGCUAGCUGUUACAGCUGUUUUUGCUUGGCUGAUUUUUUUGAUAUUCGACCUUGCUAAACUUCUAAGAAAUAAGGAAGAAGUUCUCAAUCACCGAAGAGCGACAAUACUCCAGAAGUUUCUACCAAAAAAAGGAACUUUGGAGCGAUUAUUUAUGAUUGAUAGUAAAACAGAUCAUAUCGUUCCUGGGGAAUUAAAUAGAAGACAGUAUGUGAUUGAUAAAACUACAAAUACAGAUGAGAGUAGAGGAUCGGUUUCUAUAUAGGAUUUUACAUGUUUUGUACUUUUUUUGUAUAUAUAGACAAUGGGUUUAUGCAAUUAAAUAUACAGGAAUAGACAAACGAACGCUCA
This is a messenger RNA of Diabrotica virgifera virgifera (western corn rootworm), 1561 nucleotides long. Its product is annotated as putative ammonium transporter 1. The coding region runs from base 39 to 1475 and encodes 478 amino acids. The record is from RefSeq and is a predicted model, not a curated record. Lineage: Eukaryota; Metazoa; Arthropoda; Insecta; Coleoptera; Chrysomelidae. Gene Ontology annotation, molecular function: ammonium channel activity. Gene Ontology annotation, biological process: ammonium transmembrane transport; ammonium homeostasis. The transcript has 5 exons. Gene Ontology annotation, cellular component: membrane.